Leptosia nina is the source of this 225-nucleotide messenger RNA. The record is from the annotation of a GenBank genome assembly. NCBI's taxonomy places the organism in Eukaryota, Metazoa, Arthropoda, Insecta, Lepidoptera, Pieridae.
AUGCCGAACUGUACUGUCGCACCUCCAGGGAUGGACCGGCUGACCCCACCGCGGCCUCUAGUUCCAAUUAGGUGUCGAAAAUAUUAUGAGCGGCCGCGCGGGUGGCAUGACACGCAUCAAACAAGCCAUCGUAAAAGGGUUGCAGCGAGCGGUUCGAUUGGUCAGGCUCCGGUAAGAAAGAUGUGCCGGCCAAAGCGGUUGCUAUGCGAUAGAAGGGCAACGUAA